ACAAUACUGUAUCUCAACCUGUUUAUCUCAGUGUCUCAGAGAGAGGAAUUAUUCAAUUAUUUUCCAUCAUUCCGUAUGAAGUUUUCCAUUACCCAUACUGCAACUGAGGUGUUUUCAGAUGCCUCCAAAAGGUUUAAUGCAGAUAUUGCUACUAAGUUACCAGACAGGUCCACAUCUCUCUUGCCUGAAACAUCCACAACAAAUUCAUUGUCUGAGACUUAUGUGUGUCCUACAUUUGAAGGAAGACUAGGAAAUAAUUUAUUCCAGUUUGCGUCAGGGUUUGGAAUCGCUGUCUCCAAGGGUUUGAAGCUUGUGAUUGGAGAAAAGGACCGUCUUUUACAAAUUUUUCAAAUGAAAAAUAGUAAACACCUUCUGAUCAGUAAAGACAAAAGAGAAUGUAUCAAAGCAACACUUCGAAAAGAGCGCCAUUUGUGCACAUACGAUGACCAUUUGGUAAACUUUACACCAAAUGGAACAUUCAGCGUGGGAAAUUAUCUACAGUCAUGGAAGUAUUUUCAUAAUGCCUCCCAGGAAUUACGAGAACAGUAUAAAUUCAGGGCUCAUAUUCAGAAUAAAGUGGAUCAUAUUAUAAAACAGAUAUUGGAGAAAUUCAACACAACCCGAAAGGAUGCGACUUUAAUUGCCAUCCAUAUUAGACGUGGUGACUUCGUACGCCUAAAAUCAUCCGGUUAUGCCGUAGCAACUAAGGAAUACUUUGAGAAAGCCAUGGCACUUUUUAGUAAUUAUUCCAGUCCUCUUUACAUUGUUUGCUCCAAUAAUCUUGAGUGGUCUAGAGCUAAUAUUCCUAAGAAGUACAAGGUAGAGUUUACAUCUGGGAAUUUACCGGAAGUUGAUUUGGCUUUAAUGGCUUCAUGUGAUCACAUGAUAUCGUCGGUUGGUACCUACAGCUGGUGGGCAGCUUGGCUUAAUAAUGGGAAAGUGACUUACUACAAAUGGCCUGCUGCGGAAGGUUCUCCUAUCCGUUCUCAUUUCAGCUCAGACUAUAUGGAUUUUUUUUACCCACAUUGGAUAGGGUUAUAAUUAAUGACAUGUAUUAAUGAUGUAGAAUCAUCGU
Messenger RNA from Saccostrea echinata, 1075 nucleotides. RefSeq names its product galactoside alpha-(1,2)-fucosyltransferase 2-like. The record is from RefSeq and is a predicted model, not a curated record. Gene Ontology annotation, cellular component: membrane. The transcript has a single exon. Gene Ontology annotation, molecular function: galactoside 2-alpha-L-fucosyltransferase activity. Gene Ontology annotation, biological process: carbohydrate metabolic process. NCBI's taxonomy places the organism in Eukaryota, Metazoa, Mollusca, Bivalvia, Ostreida, Ostreidae. The coding region runs from base 76 to 1041 and encodes 321 amino acids.